This is a messenger RNA of Macrobrachium nipponense, 776 nucleotides long. RefSeq names its product vitelline membrane outer layer protein 1 homolog. The transcript is spliced from 6 exons. The coding region runs from base 38 to 700 and encodes 220 amino acids. Lineage: Eukaryota; Metazoa; Arthropoda; Malacostraca; Decapoda; Palaemonidae. The record is from RefSeq and is a predicted model, not a curated record.
AUAGACGACACAAGAAUACGGUAAAAAAAGAAAAAAGAUGAAGAUUGCGCGCAUUUCAGUGACCUCCAGAUGUCUCUCACUCCUUCGCUUGCCUUCGACGGACAUGCUGCCAUCUGCGUUUCUCUGCUUCCUCUUUAGCUGCGUCCUCCUUGGACAAGCAGCGGAUCGGCCUAUCACGAGAACUCUCUACCUAGACAACGGUUACGAUGCUGGUACAUGGGGUGAGGUCGAAUAUUGCGAAGAUGGGUCCUUUGUCACGGAUAUCGAAGUUGCCUACAAAGAUCACACACUGCUCGACGUCGACGAAAACGCUGUGAACACCGUCAAGCUGUACUGCGCCACAACGGAUGGCGUCAUGACCAACUACGUCACGUCGACCGUUGGGAAGGAAGGGGAGUGGAAAGGAAUGAAUUCAUGCAGUGACGGAAGUCUGAUGACUGGCAUGAGGGCCAAGGUCAUGCCGAAUCUGGGACUUAUAGGAGACGACGAAGCUGUGCAGAAUGUGGAGAUGGAAUGCGAAGGAGGGAGCACUGUCUUGGCCAUGCCCGAAAAGCAGAAUAGCACCAACUGGAGUAGCUGGGACAGUUGUGGAAAGGGUUCUGCCGUGUGUGGAAUUAGGGUUCGUUAUGAAGCCCCCAGUGCCAUUGACGACGACGUAGCAAUCGCUGACAUGACGAUGUAUUGCUGUUCUGUCAAGUAGAUUGAACACACUGGAGCUGGCAGUGAUUUCCGAAGGCUCUGUCAGAGUGAUUAUUGAAUAAAAGCAAGGAAUUCCA